AACACACACACAAACACAAAUACACACUCACUCUCCUCAUUUUCCAAUUCCUUUGUCGCACAAAAUGCGACUGGUGCUAUUGUGGCUGCUCUUCCUCUUCCUUCACAACAAUGUAUACUCAGCGCGCAUCUCAGAAUACCGCGCACUCUUCUCUUUCAAAGCAUCAUCAGUAACUGAUGACCCAACCCACGCUCUCUCUUCAUGGAACUCCUCCACCCCAUUCUGCUCAUGGUUCGGUGUCACGUGCGACUCACGCCGCCACGUCACCACCCUCUCCCUCCCCUCCCUCUCCCUGUCCGGUUCUCUCUCCGACGACCUCUCCCACCUCCCUUUCCUCUCCCAUCUCUCACUCGCCGACAACAAGUUCUCCGGCCCCAUCCCUCUUUCUCUCUCUUCUCUCUCAAAUCUACGGUUCCUCAACCUGUCCAACAACGUCUUCAACGGAACCUUCCCUUCUCAACUCUCUCUGCUUACCAACCUCCAAGUCCUUGACCUCUACAACAACAACAUGACCGGUCCUCUUCCCCUCUCCGUCACCAACAUGCCCCUUCUUCGCCAUUUGCAUCUCGGCGGAAACUUCUUCUCCGGCGAGAUCCCUCACGAGUACGGCACUUGGCUUCAUCUCGAGUACCUCGCUCUGUCCGGCAACGAGCUCGCCGGGAUCAUUCCGCCGGAGAUCGGAAGCCUUUCCUCACUCCGGGAGCUUUACAUUGGGUACUACAACACUUACGACGGCGGCAUCCCGCCGGAGAUCGGAAACCUGUCGGAACUCGUUAGGUUCGACGCCGCAUAUUGUGGAUUGUCCGGCGAGAUUCCGGCGGAGCUGGGGAAGCUUCAGAAGUUGGAUACCCUGUUUCUUCAGGUGAAUGCGCUUUCCGGUUCCCUCACUCCUGAGCUUGGGAACCUCAAGAGCCUCAAGUCGAUGGACUUGUCCAACAACAUGCUUUCCGGCGAGGUUCCGGCGAGCUUUGCGGAGCUGAAGAACAUGACGUUGUUGAACCUGUUCAGGAACAAGCUUCAUGGCGCGAUUCCUGAGUUCAUCGGGGAGCUUCCGGCGCUGGAAGUGUUGCAGCUUUGGGAGAACAACUUCACUGGGAGCAUUCCUCAGAGUUUGGGGAAGAACGGGCGGCUAACGCUCGUUGAUCUUUCUUCGAACAAGUUAACUGGGUCUCUGCCCCCUGACAUGUGUUCUGGGAACCGUCUUCAGACUCUGAUAACUCUUGGGAAUUACCUCUUUGGUCCCAUUCCUGAUUCGCUUGGAAAGUGCGAGUCUUUAAGUAGGAUUCGCAUGGGCGAGAACUUUCUGAAUGGUUCUAUUCCAAAGGGUCUUUUUGGGCUUCCGAAACUGACCCAAGUUGAGCUUCAGGAUAAUCUUCUCACGGGUCAGUUUCCUGAGGGUGGUUCCAUGUCUGCCAAUCUUGGUCAGAUUAGUCUUUCCAACAACAAGCUUUCUGGGCCGUUGCCACCCACCAUUGGGAACUUCACCAGCAUGCAAAAGCUUCUCCUUGAUGGCAACAAGUUCUCGGGUCGAAUCCCUCCCGAGAUUGGGAAGCUUCAACAGCUUUCCAAGAUUGAUUUUAGCCAUAACAAGUUCUCGGGUCCUAUUGCUCCUCAGAUCAGUCAGUGCAAGCUCUUGACUUUCGUUGAUCUCAGCCGUAAUGAGCUUUCGGGUGUGAUUCCAAACGAGAUCACUGGUAUGAGGAUAUUGAAUUACUUGAACCUUUCCAGAAACCAUUUAGUUGGUUCAAUUCCAGGGUCUAUAGCCUCUAUGCAGAGUUUAACUUCUGUUGAUUUUUCAUACAACAAUCUCUCUGGUUUGGUUCCCGGUACUGGCCAAUUCAGCUACUUUAACUACACCUCUUUCUUGGGCAACCCUGAAUUAUGUGGACCUUAUUUGGGUCCUUGCAAAGAUGGGGUUGCCAAUGGCCCUCGCCAGCCUCACGUUAAGGGUCCUCUUUCUUCUUCUUUGAAGCUCUUGCUGGUUAUUGGGUUGCUUGUGUGUUCCAUUGCGUUUGCUGUUGCAGCAAUAAUAAAGGCUCGGUCUUUGAAAAAGGCCAGUGAAGCUCGUGCUUGGAAAUUAACUGCUUUCCAGCGUUUGGACUUCACUGUUGAUGAUGUUUUGGAUUGCUUGAAGGAGGACAACAUAAUAGGGAAAGGCGGUGCAGGCAUUGUUUACAAAGGGGGAAUGCCCAAUGGGGAUCAAGUUGCAGUGAAAAGGUUACCAGCUAUGAGCAGAGGAUCUUCACAUGAUCAUGGUUUCAAUGCGGAGAUUCAGACUUUGGGGAGGAUUCGUCACAGACACAUUGUUAGACUACUGGGUUUCUGUUCAAACCAUGAGACAAAUCUAUUGGUCUAUGAGUACAUGCCUAAUGGAAGUUUAGGUGAAGUUCUUCAUGGUAAGAAAGGGGGUCAUUUGCAUUGGGACACCAGGUAUAAAAUUGCUGUGGAGGCUGCUAAGGGCCUUUGCUAUCUACACCAUGACUGUUCACCACUCAUUGUCCAUAGAGAUGUUAAGUCAAACAAUAUCCUCCUUGACUCCAAUUUUGAAGCCCAUGUUGCUGAUUUUGGGCUUGCUAAGUUCCUGCAAGAUUCUGGAACAUCUGAAUGCAUGUCUGCUAUUGCCGGUUCAUAUGGAUACAUAGCUCCAGAAUAUGCCUACACCCUCAAAGUUGAUGAGAAAAGUGAUGUAUACAGCUUUGGGGUGGUUCUUUUGGAGCUUGUAACUGGAAGGAAACCGGUUGGAGAAUUUGGUGAUGGGGUGGACAUUGUGCAAUGGGUGAGGAAAAUGACAGACUCAAACAAGGAGGGUGUUCUAAAAGUUCUUGAUCCUAGACUUCCCUCAGUUCCACUUCAUGAGGUGAUGCAUGUUUUCUAUGUAGCCAUGCUGUGUGUUGAAGAACAGGCAGUGGAGAGACCAACUAUGCGUGAAGUCGUUCAAAUUCUGACAGAGCUUCCGAAGCCACCAAGCUCAAAACAAGGAGACAUAACAAUCACUGAAUCAUCUUUGUCAUCAUCAAACAGUUUAGAGUCUCCAACCACAGCAUCUAAGGAACCUAAAGAUAAUCAACAUCCUCCUCCGUCGCCACCUCCCGAUCUUCUUAGCAUUUGAAGUGUUCAGUUGGUGGGGAUGGAAUGUAUUUCAUCUUUAUUUCCUUUGGGUUGUGAUAGCUGAUCUACUUGCUUUCUUCAGUUUUUUCUUCUGGGUGGGGUUUUCUCUUUACUUUU
Messenger RNA from Abrus precatorius (Indian licorice), 3225 nucleotides. RefSeq names its product leucine-rich repeat receptor-like serine/threonine-protein kinase BAM1. Lineage: Eukaryota; Viridiplantae; Streptophyta; Magnoliopsida; Fabales; Fabaceae. The record is from RefSeq and is a predicted model, not a curated record. Gene Ontology annotation, biological process: protein phosphorylation. The transcript has 2 exons. Gene Ontology annotation, molecular function: protein binding; protein kinase activity; ATP binding. Bases 65 to 3109 code for a protein of 1014 amino acids.